AUGGCGACCAUUAGAGUCCCAGACGAAAUCCCUUCUCCAGCUCAGGAUUCUGAAACUCUCAAUAAAGCUUUUCGCGGAUGGGGAACAGACGAGAAGGCUGUCAUAAGAGUUUUAGGGAAAAGAAACGAGAGCCAGAGAAAGAGAAUCAGGGAGAGUUAUAAAGAGAUUUAUGGCAAAGAUCUUAUCGAUGAUCUCUCCUCUGAACUAUCUGGUGAUUUCAAGAAAGCUGUGAUUCUGUGGACGAAAGAUCCAGCAGAGAGAGACGCAAGGCUUGCUUACAAGGUCUUGAAUGAGAAAAAGAAAACCAUAGAGAAGCUGAAGAUCAUCGUGGAGAUCUCUUGCACAGCUUCUCCUAACCAUUUGAUUGCUGUGAGGAAAGCUUAUUGUUCUCUCUAUGACUCAUCUCUUGAAGAACACAUUGCUUCCUCUGUUCCCUUUCCUCUUGCAAAGUUGCUGGUGACAUUAGCAACUUCAUUCAGAUAUGACAAAGAGAAGGUUGAUAGAGAAGUAGCUAAAAUAGAGGCGGGUAUGCUACAUGAAGCCAUAACAAAGAAGCAACUAGAUCAUGAUCAUGUACUUUACAUAUUAGCAACUCGCAGUAUCUACCAGCUCAGAGCAACUUUUGUUGCUUACAAGCAGAGUUAUGGGAACACAAUAGAUAAGGAUGUUGAUGGAUGUCCAGGAGAUUCUGAUCUGAGAAGUCUAUUGCAGAUGGUAAUCUUUUGCCUUGAGUUCCCUGAGAAACACUUUGCAAAGGUUGUAAGAGAUUCUAUUGAGGGGUUUGGAACAGAUGAAGAUUCGUUGACGAGAGCGAUUGUGACUCGAGCAGAGAUUGAUUUGAUGAAAGUAAGAGGAGAGUAUUUCAAUAUGUAUAAUUCAAGCAUGGAUAACGCUAUCAUUGGUGAUGUUUCUGGUGACUACAAGGACUUCCUUCUCACUUUACUUGGUUCCAAAAUCUGAUCUUUCUUUUAUAAUCUUGGUUUGGCUUGUGAUUUGUGUUGUAUCAAAACUUCAUGUUCCAAUUCUGAUUUGAAAAAUGUUAUAAAAAUAAUCAUAAUAACUCUUGUUUUUUGUGAUAUGAAUAUUUGAAAAAUAGAUUUGAGGAACAUCCAAG
Eruca vesicaria subsp. sativa (arugula) is the source of this 1114-nucleotide messenger RNA. The record is from the annotation of a GenBank genome assembly. NCBI's taxonomy places the organism in Eukaryota, Viridiplantae, Streptophyta, Magnoliopsida, Brassicales, Brassicaceae.